UUUACCGCUUCUCUGUGAAACUGAAUUUGUAUUUUGUGAUUGUGAAGGAACUUGUGUGAAUUUUCUCUACUGUAAAUCUGGUGAAUCCAUUCUGACGAGAGACCGUUUGAUUUCCUUCCACCUAAAGUUGAUGUGUUCUGCGAUUUCAAUUAACUAAAUGAAGAUUCGAUUCAAUACAAAUUACAUGCUUUUAUUUAGAUCUGUUCCAAACUAAAUCCAGAUCCGUGAAUUUUGCGGCAUCCGGCUGCUUGUUGUACCCUCUUCUUACUACUGUACUAGUAUCACUUUGUUCUGAAUGCAACUUUGAAAUGUUAUAGUUGAGCUAUGAACGACGACAAAAUGAAUUCAAAUAACAUUGAAGCGGAAUAUAUGGACAUAGCGGUUAGAAAUGCGUGGCCUAUCAUCUACCAGAAAAUUGGGAGAGAGUGUCAAUCUUACACGUACACAUGUCUAGAAGCGAAAAAACCUAAAAAUAAGCCUUUAAAUCGGUACAGAGAUGUGAACCCAUAUGAUCACAGCCGUGUUAUCUUGAAGCGAUGUGAAGUAGAUUACAUCAACGCUAAUUUCGUAAAGAUGGACCGAGCGAAUCGGAAAUACAUUCUUACACAAGGGCCGCUUGCAUUCACCGUUGGUCAUUUUUGGCUUAUGGUCUGGGAACAAAAUUGCCGUGCAAUACUAAUGCUCAACAAGAUUAUCGAGAAGAAUGAAAAGAAAUGCCACUGGUAUUGGCCACACGGCAUUGGGGAAGAGGAAAAAUUUAUUCUUAGCGACGUCAAAUUAACUGUAGAGCAAAUAAGUGAAGAGGAUUGCAGCUACUAUACUACACGAGUUUUUAGGAUCUUUGAUAUGGAAACUUGUGAAAGUCGUGAAGUGGUACAGUUCCAUUACACCACGUGGCCAGACUUCGGCGUACCCUCGUCGCCAGUGGCAUUCCUUGAAUUUCUGAAGAAGGUGCGCUCCUCGGGUGCGCUCGACUCCAACGUGGGCCCUGCGGUGGUGCACUGCAGCGCGGGGAUCGGCCGGUCAGGGACAUUCUGCUUGGUGGACUCGUGCCUUGUUAUUAUUGAAAAGGAAGGUUUAGAGAGUGUUAAUAUCCAGCAAGUUCUAUUGGAAAUGCGCAAGGAUCGUAUGGGCUUAAUACAAACUCCAGACCAAUUGCGAUUUUCAUAUCAAGCUAUUAUCGAAGGGUACAAGAGAUUCGAUCCGAAUUUCAAAGAAGAUCCAAAAAUGGAUGAGAGCAUAUACUCUGCCGUUGCCGAAGAAGAGGAUGCGCCGCCGCCUCCUCCGCCGCGCGCCGAAAGCCUCACCAGGGCCCCCGCGAGGCCGCUUCCCAAUAUACCAACCAGUGCUUCGCUCGGCAACCUGAACUACAACUCGGAGAGUUCGAGUUCCGAUGAGGAGCCACCCGUGCGAGAGUGUCCAUCCCCGACCCCCUCCGCCGACGAUGAAGACGACGAACCUGCCUCUCCCAGUGAGAGCGGCGAGAGCGCGGGCGCGCUGCGCCGGCGCCGCACGCGCGAGCUCGCCGACCGCAUCUCCGUGAUGAAGAAGCGCGGCCGCGACGCCGAGCGGUGGCGCGCACUCAAGAGGUCUUUAUACAAGCCACUCACCAUCACAUUCGGAUUCAUACUAGCCGGCAUUGUCAUCUACACAUACGUCAAACAUUAACCCGACGCUCUAUCUUCCCCAUGUACUCUGUACGCCCAAUGUAUACGUAGAUGUAUCGUCCGUCACCCGUCGCGGCCGCACUAAGCUAUACAGUGAACGCCGGCGGGAACUGUAGUCCGUAAUGGACACCAUAGUUACUAUGUUAUCAUAUAAUAUGUAUAUUAUUCAGGUGAAGUAGCUUUUGUACAAAAUCCACUCACGAUGUUGAACAAAGUUUGUUUAUUUGCUUGAUUUUUUAUAUUUUUGUUAAUAGAUUCCCAGAGCUGUAUUUUGAACAGGCGUGGUCGAUUUUGCUAUAAUGCCAGCUGCAGUGUGGCGAUCGCAAUCGCCUCUGAUUGUAUUGUUGCAGCAAAAUCACACUAAUUUAGAUUUAACAGUGGUUGAUGCAGCUUUUCUGCAAUCGGCUAGCAGGAAUCUCUGUGGCAACUAGCACUACCAUAAAAGAUAGGAAACUUUGUUCAUGUUGAUUCUUUUAAAGUGGCAACCUAUGUAUGAUGAUAAGAAAGCAGCUACUGAUAGAAUGAUCUUGGCUUAGUUAGAUAAGAACUUCUAAGAACUAAAAUUCUUCGUAUUAUGUUUAAUGAUUCGGGUGGCUGCCACACAGAUACCUGAUUAAAACUCACCUCAAUAUAUAUAUAUAUUACUUAUUAAAUCAAAUAAAGACGUUUUCGCAUGCUACCAAACUUGAACUUUAGUUUUAUAAGGACUUUAGAAAGGUCUAAAUCUGCAUAAUAAUCAUUCCUACUUUUAUUUCGUUGUAUAAGAUAAAAUAAUAAAAUAAAUAUCGCAAUAAUUGUGGCAAUAUAAAAAUGUCACAUUCGGUUACACGACAAAGUUUUCACUACAGUAAGUAAUCAACCUUAUAAUUUGAUGUUACAUAAAAAAUACAGUAGCUAUCGCUGUCCGUAUGUGUCAAUGAUUUGGUGAUUAUAAUGCGAUUGCCCAUUUGUUAAAAUGUCAAUUACUGUUCACAUGCCAUAAGCCUAGUAUUAGUGUGGCUGUAGUGUUAAAGCCAAUGCAUACGUUCCAAUUGCAUUUCAAUAAUAUAUUUACGUUAUCAGUGAAAUUAUGUUUACAUAAAACAUUAAUAUUCAUGCUAGAAAUGCUGAAGCAUAAUUUAUCUCAUAAUAAUUUAUCAGACAUUUCAAUUUUCUAGUUUUUUUUUUUUAUAGUGAAUUAACAUUUUGUUUUUUCUUUCUUAAAUUAAAUAAUUUAAACGAUCAACUUUGGGUACUACUUUGUCUAUUUUUUUCAUUCGGUACAAUUAAUUGAUUUAUAUAUUAUAAUAAAAAAUACCUUAUGUUGUGAUAGAUUUCUUAUGAAAGUGAAGAUUUCGAUAUGAUUAUAUGAAUCAUCAAUUUACUAUAUUUAAUUAUUUUGCUUACAGUACGUUCAUCAGCAUUCUAUGUAACGAAAUAACCCAAAAUAUUAAAUGGUACAGCGAAAAUAUCUUUAGUUCGUUAGGAAUAAAAUUUCUAUAAAUGUAAUUUUCUAUGGGAAAUUUAUACACUCCUUUCGUAUUUUUAUAUCUUAUCGAAUCCGUAAAAAUUACUAAAUAUACCAAUAGUGAUAGCUAAAGAUUAAAGAUCUUUUAUUAGAUAAGUUAAUAGUCACUUUACUGACCCCAAAAUCAACACUACAGUGUUUUUGAGGAGGUAAAGGAAGGUGCACAAAGAUCUGUCAAAUUUUAUCAGUUACAAUUGAAUAUUUCAAUAUUGCAUCUUAUGUUUCUAGUACAUAUCUAAUAAACCAAGUUCUAAUAAAACAUUUUCUCUAAUCAAAACGGCGACGCACUGGCACUAUAAUAUUUUACACAAACCAUUUUAAGCUACUUUCGACCCCACCAUAACUCAGAAACUAAUUAGACUUACACGUUUACAAUUUUGCACAUCUAUCAAUACCCUUUUAAACACCAAGAAUCCUAAAUCAUGAAAAAACAUUUACACUUUUCAAUAAACGAUAACUUAAAUACUUCUUCACGAAUUUUGAAACCAUUUUUGGUCUUUAUUUCAUGUAAAUAAGUAAGUGUGUUCACUUAUAAGGUGUUGCAUGUAAAAAAAAUUAAGAUUGAUUCAUAUUUUUUAUCUUUUCGGAUUACUUUUGAUUUACAUAAUAAAAAUGAUAAGUAACUUACCCCUUCAUUAAAUAUGUAUCGAACUGAAUCUGACUGUAAUUUUAAAUAAUAAUUAGGUCGGCAGUGCCUUCUAAUUGAAGUUCGCGUAUUUGAUAAAUGAUUUUCUACACUAAGUAUAUAGUGCAAUAAACAUUACUUAGAUACUUAAAAAUAACAAUUUUAUGUUUUGGUGAAUAUACGUCCAUUGCCCCAAUCAUCUCAUCAUUAAGUACGUAACAGUAAAUAAAUCAGAACUAAACAAUAAUUAUUAUUAGCCUAUAAAUUACCUGCGUCAUAAGAAUGACGUUAUCAUACAAAUUUAAACUAAAAAGUGACAUUUUAUACGAUUAUAGUGGUCUAAACUGUAACACUGUAAUAAACAAUACUGUUUGGUUCGUAGACUGACGGUCAGAAAUGUUAUAUGUUAAUUAAAGCCAUCGAUUUAGAAUUAAUUCAAAAUUAAGAGUCAGGAACAAAACCUCAACGGUCAAGUGACCAUAUUUGCAAAAAGUUUUAUGAUAUCAACAACUUUUUAUUAUAAACCAUACUUAACACUUGAGCAUAAAGUUUAGUGACGAUUGCAAAAUAUAUACAUUCAAGCCCUCUUGUAAUCGAAGACAAGGAAAAAAAUAGUUAAUAAUAUUAUUUGGUAAUUUGAAGAGAAAGUAAUGUACUGUUUUGUAUCAUGAGUCAUGUAUGCAACAGCUUGGAACUUAAAUGUUAUCACUAUUUAUGGGGCAUGUAGAAUGCUAGAAGUAGGGUAGUUUAAAAUAAUA
This is a messenger RNA of Maniola jurtina (meadow brown), 4557 nucleotides long. RefSeq names its product tyrosine-protein phosphatase non-receptor type 61F-like (gene Bmptp-Z). Lineage: Eukaryota; Metazoa; Arthropoda; Insecta; Lepidoptera; Nymphalidae. The transcript is spliced from 8 exons. Gene Ontology annotation, biological process: protein dephosphorylation. Bases 325 to 1668 code for a protein of 447 amino acids. Gene Ontology annotation, molecular function: protein tyrosine phosphatase activity. The record is from RefSeq and is a predicted model, not a curated record.